UCAUUUGUCAAACAAGUAAACAAUAUUUGUACUUUUGAAUAUUUAAGUAAUUUAUCGUCCCGCACUUAUUAAAUUGUGAUGAAAAGGAAGGAAAAGCACUAUCAAUUCUAGAGUUAAAGAUGCCACAAUUAUUUCAAGUAUUAAGAUGUUAUAAAUGUUUAGUUUUUCAAAUACACCAAACAAAGAAGUCAAAUAAAUGGCAAUGCAAAAUGUGUGGUGAGAAACAAUCAAUUAAACGUCACUAUGGAAUUGGUAACGGAAAAGAAUGUAGACUCCAUGUACAGAAAUUAAACGGUUUAAGAGGAGAAAUAGAAGAUGAAAAAUUAAAUAGUCUACAUUCAAAUGAUGAUUACUCAAAUUCUGAAGAAGAGAAUGUCGAAAGUAACUUAUUUCAAAAUGAAUUAAAGACUGAAAGUAAAUGGUCUACAUACAUAGAAAAAGAGGAAGAACAUCAGGUAAAUGAACCCAUGUAUCUAGAUAACGAUGAGCUUUGCUUAGAUAUUCCUAGUAAAGAAAUGAAAUCCGUUAAGAGGAAAAAAGUUAUUCCUGCAAAUAAAGAAAAUUUUAAAAAAAGUUUUAAAGCUCCUUACAAAAAUGAAUCUGAAGAAACACCAAUGGCCUUUGCCCAAAAGUUAAUUGAACCUAUAAAAAAUGCUGUAGAUAAUAAAUCAAAUAUGACAGCUGUAAACAAGUUAAGUAAUCCACACAAAGCAGUAUCUAGUUUUAUACAGCAAAAUUUUGAGAAAAAUAAAAUUCAAAUAAAUUCCAAAUGGGCACAGUUUGUUGAAAAGGAAAAUGAUUUUGAAGAAAAUGAAUGUCCACCUCAAAACAGUUCUUUAACAGAUACAACUAAACUUUUUCAAUUGUGUGAUGAUACUGAUCUUGAUGAUGUGCUAAAUAUUUAGCUGUGUAAUUGAACAUUAGGCAUUAAAAAUAUUAAGAAAUAAAGAAAUUAAAUAUCUAACAAAUAUAUCCAU
Messenger RNA from Papilio machaon (common yellow swallowtail), 977 nucleotides. RefSeq names its product MRN complex-interacting protein. Bases 120 to 905 code for a protein of 261 amino acids. Gene Ontology annotation, molecular function: chromatin binding. NCBI's taxonomy places the organism in Eukaryota, Metazoa, Arthropoda, Insecta, Lepidoptera, Papilionidae. The transcript is spliced from 2 exons. Gene Ontology annotation, biological process: mitotic G2 DNA damage checkpoint signaling. Gene Ontology annotation, cellular component: nucleus. The record is from RefSeq and is a predicted model, not a curated record.